Lodderomyces jiufengensis is the source of this 1599-nucleotide messenger RNA. RefSeq lists its product as uncharacterized. The transcript is spliced from 2 exons. NCBI's taxonomy places the organism in Eukaryota, Fungi, Ascomycota, Pichiomycetes, Serinales, Debaryomycetaceae. Bases 1 to 1599 code for a protein of 532 amino acids. The record is from RefSeq and is a predicted model, not a curated record.
AUGAAGAAAAAAAUUCCAAAACUAAGUAAAAAGCAACUCCAACAAACCACUACGUCAUCAGAGCCAACAACAUCAGAAGAAUGGUUAGAACAAGGAUCGAUAGAUGAAGAAAGUGGAGAUAGAUGGUUAGGUUCAGAUAUACCCAAAGCAUUGAGGUUUUAUCAAAAGGCAUAUCAUUCAUACCUUAAGUCAAUAGCAGAAGGUGGUGAACAAGAUGCUUAUUAUAAUUCAUGUAGAUUAUUGUUACAAGUUUAUUUAUUGAUUAAAGAAGAUGGAUUAGUGUUGGAGAAUUUGAGUGGUAUUGAUGAGUUGUAUGUCAGCGAUUCAAUUUUGGCUAAUUUGGAACAAAUUUUAGAGCUUCAUCGAAAGAGUUUGAAAGUUAUCGGUGAUAAUUCUGAUUUAUUGUUCAAUACUGUUAUAGUCUAUAUUGAAAUAUUAGAAGCAAGUGCAUCAAAUGAUAGUGAAAUAAAUUUGGGAUAUGAUGACGCUUUGUCAAUAUAUAAUAAUGCACUGGAUAUUUUACUUAAUUUGGGACAGAAACAGUACAAUGAAUUUCAAUCAUUUGUAAAAGAAUUAAACCAAUUAAGUGAAAAUGAACCAAACGAUCAACAAUCUUUAUCUCAGUCAAAUAAUGGAGAGGGUAAAAAUGAAGAAGCCGUCAGUGAAGAGAUUAUUCAGCCAGUUGAUUUAUUUGAAACCGUAAUAUCAUCAUUUAGGUUAAUUCAAGCACUAUUUAGGACCUUAGAUCUUCCAGAUUUAUCAAAAUUAAAGCUACAAGUCGAGCCAUUAGAAUUAUUUGCUACAAGUUUGGCAACAGUGCUAAUCAAUGAUUAUUCAGAUGUCCAAACAAAAGAUAACUCAAUGUUAGAAACCAUAUCAAGGUCACAAGUUAAUGAGAUCAAAAUCAAUAUGAUCGUAUUAAACAGUCUUACUUUUACUAGUUUUGAGGAACUAUUAAUGUUAUGGAAUCAAACUUUUGUAUCAAAUUUUGCAGACGAAAUUCCUGAAAAAUAUUUAGCAUUUUCAGAUGAAAUUCAAUCAUUAUUAGAUAAAAAAGAUAUCACAAUACAUUCAAUAAAUCAAACAAAUGAUAUUAAUGAUAAACAGACUUUUUUUGAUAUACUAAAAUAUCAAUGUGAUAUACUUAAAAAGGCACAAGAUUUAAUCAAUAUAGAAUUAAGUAAUAAGAGAAAACAACCACUGGGUAAAGAAUUAAAUAUUGGAUCAAUUAUUGUACAGCUAUGUGACGUAUAUAUAGAAAGAGCAGACAUAUAUUAUCAAUUAUCAAUAAUGACAAAUUUUGAACCCACCACAAACCACAAAGAAACUUAUAUCACAAAUUGUAAAAAUUUAUUAAAAUCAGCAAUGACACUAGCUAAUUCAUCAGGAGGAUUACGUGAAAGAGCUUUAGAAAAAAUGAAUAGAGAUAAAAAGAAAAAUCAAUCUGUUUUUAGAUUAUGUUUACUUGAAAAUAAAACAACCAUAGAAGAAUUAGAUAAAAUAAUGACAAGAGCUAGAUGGACAAAAGAAUAUGCUGAACUAACGAAAUUACAAAUAUAUAAUGACUUGAUACAACAAAUACCAAUAUCAUUAAUAUAA